ACUUUCAGUGUGUGUAAGCCGAUAGCCGCGAUAUGUCAGUCAGGAAGGCAAGUGAGACGCUGACGCUUGUGUUCAGGUGGGUUGGGCUACGCAAAGGAGCGACUGACAGACAGUAAAACAUGGCCGACUGUGAGUGGGGGAAGACGUGGAACUGCCCCGCAAGCAGGUCGAAACUGUGGCUAAUUCUCUUAACAACGGCCGUGUGCUAUUGCGUCGAUGGAGUUGCAGCGGCCCCGGAGACAGGAGAGUGGGUUAUCACAGUCGUCAAUACCUCAAGACCAUUGCUGCUUAAGAAAUCCAUGUACAAAGAGACCGAUAUAAAGUUCAAAAUUGCAUCCUUUGGUUGUCCUGAAGAGGUGAAAUUUACCAUCCAUUGGUACUUGAAAUACUACCCCUGUCACAAUGACUUUAACAAUAUUGAAGAGAUGUACGAUAAAACGCCACUAUAUCGCGGGGAGAGCUUGGACCCCAACCCAUUGUCUCCGGGGGAAUACAUCGAACAUAUACAUCCAGCAAUAACCUGUAACAAGGAUCUAGGCAUCUUUCCCAUGUUUAAUAAAACGAAGGCUCAGCCACGUCCAGUUAUGCCGCUGGUAGAGGGAAUGGAGCGGGAUGAAAAUUAUACCAGAUGGAUAAGGGACGAAGCACAACCAAAUGGAAGGGUGCUUGUUGGCCCAACUGAUGUCAUCGCCACAACAUGGAGAGAUGGACCUUACCUUUUUGUGGUGUUGGUCAAUUCCAGCAAUCCGGAGGCAAAAUGGAAUUUAACUGUCAGCGUUGUAAUGAAAGGAACUCAUGGAUACAUCUCCAUCACCGAAUGGCCACUCAUGAUUUUCUACAUGGUGAUGUGCAUAGUCUACUUCCUGUAUGGCCUUCUUUGGUUCAUGUGGUCGGCCUGCUACUGGAAAGACCUGCUGAGGAUCCAGUUCUGGAUCGCUGGCGUCAUCUUAUUGGGAAUGGUGGAGAAGGCCGUCUUCUGUGCUGAGUACGAGAACACCAACGGCGUGGGCUUUGCCUCCCAAGGCCUGUUGAUCUUCGCCGAGCUCGUUUCUGCGCUAAAGAGAACUCUGGCUCGCCUACUUGUUAUCAUCGUCAGCCUUGGCUAUGGGAUAGUCAAGCCUCGGCUUGGGACCGUCAUGCACAGAGUGGUUGGUCUUGGGGUCCUGUACUUUGCAUUCGCUGCCAUUGAAGGCGUCCUAAGAAUCACAGGGGUGAAAGACAAUGACCUGGCCCUGCUGGCUAACAUUCCUCUGGCUCUGCUCGACUCCUCUCUCUGCUGGUGGAUAUUCGUCAGUUUGGCACAAACCAUAAAGACCCUGAAAUUAAGGAGAAACCCAGUGAAACUCUCCCUCUAUCGCCACUUCACCAACACGCUCAUCUUCGCUGUCAUUGCUUCCAUUGUCUUCAUGGCAUGGACGACAAAGAAAUUCCGGCUAGCAGAAUGUCAGUCUGACUGGAUGGAACUUUGGGUGGACGACGCUUUCUGGAGGUUCCUGUUUUCCAUCAUCCUGCUUGUUAUCAUGUUUCUAUGGAGACCGUCUGCAAACAACCAGAGGUAUGCAUUCACUCCACUGAUGGAUGACUCCGACGAUGAAAUUGAAGAGUUCCUCGUGUCUUCAAACUUGGCUGAUGGCAUAAAGCUGAGGGCAAAGAAUGAAUCGAAUGGGACGCUGAAGCCUGCUGCCAGUCCGGAUGAAGACUUGAAGUGGGUGGAGGAAAACAUUCCGACUUCUCUGACGGAUGUGGCAUUACCCAUUCUACUGGACUCUGAUGAGGAAAUCAUGACCACAAAAUAUGAGAUUUCAAAGAUGGAGUGAUGAGUCGGAACCGUGCUUCACCCUUCAGGGUGGGAUUGGCCAGUGGGGGCUCUGCCUGACCAAAUCCUGCAAGACUGACACACAGGUCAGAGGUCAAAGGUGUCAUGACUCAGUCAUUAUUGGACUGGGACCUUCAUCUGCUUGUGGAGGGGAAAAAAAACACCCCGAGAAAACUCACUGAAACGCCAUCUCCAGCCAGAGCCACAGAACCUGCUAGCUGUGUUUAAAUAUAAUAAAUAUUAAUUGUCAUACACUACAUCCACUCUAGUGCUGAAGCCAGUCUGGCCACAACUGACCUGGUUCAACCCGAAUGCUUUACCCUGCUGUUCCCACAAUCACAUGUACAGCACAAAUCCUGCUAAACGCAGACCAGACCAGAUGCCUGGACCUUUCUCUCUGCCGUUAAAGACGAGUGGCUCUCCAGGUUUGUUUGCUGACCGGAGAUUAGAGUGCUUCUUUUAACCCUUCAUGCGUAUGUGAUCAGAUCAAAGCUGCACCAGGCUGCAGUGAGGUCCUGAGGUAAGCCAGCUUUCACUCCAGAACUGAAGGAACGCAAGAGGACCUUGCCCUGCCUGCUGUACCUCCCGCUCCCCAUACCCCUUUGGACUGGGCUUCUGAAGCCCCACACAUGCACGUUUCCCAGCACGGCUCGGUCCUGAUGAGCACAAGCUGGCAGCAGAUCAUGGGAUCAUGAGAGUUUAUACAUUUUUGGAUGUUUUCAGUUUCCAUGUCACUUGCCCAACUCAGAGAAAAUCUGCAGAUGGACCUUGUAAGGUGUUCCUGAGAAAAUAACAGAAAAAUCCGUUUGAUUUUGGGAAGAUGUGAUCAUUAAAUCAUUUGUCUUUUCAUUGUUAAAAAAGAAACCACCACAGGGGAGAAAAGGUACUUUGCUGGGAUCAAGUUUGAGGUAUUUUUGUUGUGAGCUGUCCGGCUGUGCGCGGCUGGACAGGGUACUUGAUUUCCAUAAUCUGUAUUAUGUCUGUUUCUGUCAGUUUGCUUAGCAGUGACACACUGUUCAUGCCAUUCAUGUGAAGCAGCGAGUCAGUGCUAAGUGCUCACUUCCUCUCAGCUGCAGUAUUGAGAAUACCGUGAGAGUUUUGUACAAGGAUUUACAGAUUUUUAUUUUGGCUAUGGCUGUAGAAUCAGUGUUUUUCAGUCUGGAUGAAUGAGCUGAGAGAAACUGCACCUUCAUCUCUUCCUCUUGGAAUAAAAAGCAAUAUGUGUCCUUUAAAACUGUUUUACUGCUCAAUAUUGAGCUCUGUUUACCUGUACUAUUCUAUUUAAAUUAUGUUGAAGUGUACUUAACUCUCCUGUAUGUAGCCCUCCUAUUGAGGAUGGUAUUCAUUGUUUCUUUGAGAAUGGUUUGUAACACCCGAUGAUGUAUUCAUAAAGCCUUAUUCUCCCCCCAACAUUUUCUUACUAAGAUUAUAUGAAACCCAAAAUUAGAAAUGUCUGCUAGUGCUUAAAUUGCCUUCAGAUUUAUAUAUUGAAUUUAUAAUGUGAUUUAUUAUGUAUUUAUUGUUCUGCUUCCUCUGCAAAAAGGAUCAGCGUGUGAAGAACUCCAAAUCCUUAUUCCAAAUUGGACACUGCCCUAUUUAGUUCACUGGUUAUUAAGUUCACCUGAAGGUGUGUAGGGUAGGAUAUGGUGCAUGACAAAUGGAAAAUGAACUGAACUGCAUUGUAAAUACUAUUCAAGCAAUAUGUAAUUAGGGGAAACGUGCAUCUGCACAUUAUUUAAAGCCAUUUCUAAUCCUUCUAAACAUUGGCAUGUGUAUAAAGCAGUGUUAAGUUCUCCUCCCUCACUUUGUUGUGAUUUAAAUUGAAGUGUCAGGGUGUCUUUUUCCUAUGUUGCAUGCAUUUCUGAAGAUUGGGUUGGGCCGUUAUGCUGAUGGAGCCAGCAGUUUUGCAUCAGGAGGUCCUACUAAUGGCUUUGCUUCUUCCUGGUUUUCCUUUCACUGGGUUUAGCAAAUUCAGUUUACAAAGACCAGUUGUGAUCUGUUAUUGGUGACCCAGUCUCCUUUUCAAAAUUGCAAUACUCCCUUGAUUUAAUUUAAUUGUAAAUAAAAAAAAAAACCUUUAUUUUUA
Messenger RNA from Conger conger (European conger), 3902 nucleotides. It is a transcript of the gene tmem87b, whose product is annotated as transmembrane protein 87B. Gene Ontology annotation, biological process: retrograde transport, endosome to Golgi. The coding region runs from base 120 to 1817 and encodes 565 amino acids. NCBI's taxonomy places the organism in Eukaryota, Metazoa, Chordata, Actinopteri, Anguilliformes, Congridae. The transcript is spliced from 20 exons. Gene Ontology annotation, cellular component: membrane; Golgi apparatus. The record is from RefSeq and is a predicted model, not a curated record.